Molecule: messenger RNA, 903 nt
Organism: Leishmania braziliensis MHOM/BR/75/M2904
Lineage: Eukaryota; Euglenozoa; Kinetoplastea; Trypanosomatida; Trypanosomatidae
Product: putative exosome complex exonuclease RRP40
Exons: 1
Coding region: 1-903 (300 amino acids)
Biological process (GO): TRAMP-dependent tRNA surveillance pathway; nuclear polyadenylation-dependent rRNA catabolic process; poly(A)-dependent snoRNA 3'-end processing
Cellular component (GO): cytoplasmic exosome (RNase complex); nuclear exosome (RNase complex)
Molecular function (GO): RNA binding
Source: RefSeq, a predicted model, not a curated record
AUGGCUCAGCCCAGCGCCGUGGUGGCGAUCGGUGGUGGUCUUCGGCUGCUUCCCCAGCUCCCGCCCACCACUAACACUGAUGACGCAUCGCAAGCGCUCACGGACGUCUUCCUUUCGGAGUUCUGUGCACCACUUCAGUGCAGCAGCCAUCACCUGCACACACACGUUCCACGGUAUAUGGUGCCAACACCAGCGAGUAGGCGAUACACCCCUCGCGCCGGUGAUCCGGUGCUUGCCAUUAUCGCCCGAAAAGUGAGUCAGCACUAUUACUACUGCUACAUUGGAAGCUCCGCAUUGGCCUACAUGGAUGCCUUGGCGUUUGACGGCGCCACGAAGGUAAACCGACCGCGGCUGGUGGAAGGCGAUGUUGUGUACUGCUACGUGAAGCCUCGUGCGGCAUCGAGCUACGUUGAUGGCACGCCACGGUCGGUCGCCAGCGGAGUAGUUGACACGGCUGGCGAAGUGGAGACAAGCUGCACAGCAGCAGAGGUCGGGCUUCCACCCAAGGACUGGACAUCCGGGGAGGCCGUCUUCGGACCGUUGCACGGGGGACGCGUUCUGCACCUCCCACUGGCGUAUGUGCGGCGUCUGCUCAUGCCAAUGGGCCUCUCCCCAGGCAAGGCAUCAGCACAGCAGCAAAAAAGCAAUCGCACGGAAGGCGAAAUCAGUGGUGGUGAAGAAGUGCCCGCCUCAUACCUCCUUCAGCUGCUGGGGCGCCGAGUCCCCUUCGAGGUGGCUGUCGGCCUCAACGGACUCGUGUGGGUCCGGGGGCUCUCUAGUGAGGCUGACGCCAUGGCUGCUGCGCGGCGCACUGUUGCCGUAAGCUCGUGCAUCUCCGAGGCCCAGUACGACGCCACUCGCGCCGAGAUGGAAGCCCGCGUUGAGGCUUACUUUCCUUCGUGA